AUGACACGGAAUCAUCAUACUGACUUGUAUAAAUCUCAUAAAUCAUUAUUAUUAUUAUUAAUAUUAUUAUAUAUUACAAUCUGUACACUUGGGAAUAUUGUAAGCACUAGUGCUAGUCCAACUGAAGAUGCAUCUUUCGCUAUCGAUUUCCCGUGUGGUCCACAUCCAAUUGACAUGUUUUUAUCAAAGUUAUUUGAUUAUUUAGAAAAACAAGAAACAAAUUUUGAAAGUUCUAAUGAUUUGGAGGAAAAAUUACGCAUUAAAAUGAUCUACGCUAAAUUGUUGUAUGCAUUCACUCCAAUGCCAAACAGUAGUUAUUUUGUAUACAAUGAGAUCAUGCUAUCAAUCAAUGAAUGGAAUGAAUGUAUGAGUAAGCAAAUGAGACAUAAAAAAUGGUUGAAACGUGCAAGACACCUGCAAAAUGUCAAUACAAUCAUUCCAUAUAAAGAGAAAAUGUCACAAUCAAAAUUCAACUUAUAG
Trichobilharzia regenti is the source of this 480-nucleotide messenger RNA. The record is from the annotation of a GenBank genome assembly. Lineage: Eukaryota; Metazoa; Platyhelminthes; Trematoda; Strigeidida; Schistosomatidae.